This is a messenger RNA of Paramecium pentaurelia, 11438 nucleotides long. The record is from the annotation of a GenBank genome assembly. NCBI's taxonomy places the organism in Eukaryota, Ciliophora, Oligohymenophorea, Peniculida, Parameciidae.
AUGAAGAUUUAAAAUACUCUUCUUUAUUAUCCAUCCAUUUUGCUUUGUUCUAUCUUAUGCUCUUAAUUUAAUGAAGACUUAUUAAUUAGUAGUGAGAAUCCAAUGGAAACAACCCUCAUUCCUUAAAUAUAGGGACCGACUCAAUUAGAGUUUUGGAGUUAUUAUGUAACAUAUUUUGAAGUAACUUCAUUUCCUUGGAUUCAAUAAGAACCGGAAAAAGGUAGAUGGAAAUCAUAGCUCCUCUUUUGUAUGAAAAUUAAAGAUGAUCCUAGUGUAUGGGCAUUAAUUUAUAAUACUGUAAUUACAAACUCAUUUGUAAUUCAUACCAUAGAUGUUGAUUCAUAUAUGUAUUAAUUUCAAUAUGAUCCUGGAGAUUAUGAAGGAGUUUGGAAAUUACAUGUCAUUACAUUUGAUUACAAUAUCAUGUUUUAUGAAGCUUAUGGUACUUUAAUGUAUACUAACAUAUUUUUUUUUUAAGUGAAUAAAAAAUUAAUAAAUAUAGAAUGUUAUGUUGGAGGAUCUGGAAUUGUAUUUUUUUAUAUAAUAUUUUAGAUUAAUCAAAGAUAUGAAUUAGCAAUAUUUAGAGGAAGGCUUUCCAAACUUUUCAUUAAUCCCUAUAGAAGAUAUAUUUAAUAAAUAUAUUUCGAAAGAAUCUAUUAGUUAAGAGAAAAAGAAUAUGAAGAAACAAUAAGUUUGAUUCCAGAUUUGUUUAAUUUUGAUGGCAUAAUAUAAAGAGAGUUUGAAUUCUAAUAAUUUGGAAAAAAAUUUAGUAUUUUUGGAUGGGUUAAAUACUUUACCUAUGAUGCAUACCAAUUAAAAAAAUAUUUACUAGUUAGAUUAACUCUUUUCAAAAAUUACUAAGAUGAAAUAAAUGUAGGUGAUGAAAUAGUUAAAAUCACAACAGAUAUAGAUUUAUCAAACAAUUAAAAUUGUGGGUAUGAUGUUAUAUCCCAUCAUUAUUGGAUGCCAUAUCCCAUUUACAUUAAUGAAUAAGUCUUAGAAAAUAAAAUACGUUUAAGGGAGGAUGUACCUUACUUUUAAAUACUAUCCCAAUGGCAUUUCAUCUAAUUUGAAUAUGGAUUAGAUAGAAAAGGUUAAAGAUCAUAAUUUAAAAUAAGUUAUUUUGAUAAUCAAGAUUUAAAAUCUAAAUAAUAUUAUCUUGGAAAUAGUUAAUAUUAUAGUUUAUUUAUAAAUACAAAAUUCUAUGCUUAUUUUGGAGGCGAUUAUACUAUUUAUUAAAAGUUGAAAGGUUAAUUAGCAGGGUUUUAUUUUAAAUCAAAUUAUCCUCAUGAUUUAGAUUUUUACAUUUGUAUCAAAUAUUUAUAUUCUAGUUUGCCAUUAUAGUUGUAAAACUUGCAAUGGUCCGUUAAUUUCAGAUUGUUUAUCUUGUCAUGAUAAUAAUGAACGAGUGUAUUUGGAAGAUAUUCAUUAAUGUGUAUGUCCAAUUGGAUAAUUUGAAAAUAAUUAAUAAUGUUACUCUUAUUCUACCCUAUAUCCAACAUUACAAUAUCGGGAGAUACAAAAGGAAUUCUAAAUUUCUUAAUGCUCAUUCGGAUAUUUUUAUUUGCCAGCAACUUAACAAUGCAUUAAAUGGUAAUAAUUAAAUGAGUAUUUAGCCCACAAUAGAGUUCCUAUAAUUUAUUUUGCAUAGAUUGUUUAUUGAAUCCUUUAAUUUGGUAUAUAAGACCUAUUUGUACUACAGAUUUCAUCACAUAGUAAGUAUCUAUAGAGCAAGAUGCAUAUACUGAAUAAAAGAGAUCUACUCUUCAUUAUGAUCUUUAUUACAUUGACAGAAAUUUUCAGUUAAUAUUAUUGGAUGGAGUUUAUGAUUAUUGUGAUAUUACAAAUAUAUCCAUAUAAGGAUGUAAAGAAUUAGAUGUUUAACAUUUAUAAAGUAAUGCAUUUGGAUUUUGUAAACAAAAUCGAUAUUACAAUAAUUUUAGCUGUAAUUUAUUAGAUAAUGCAUGUAUUGAAAUUAAUUAAGUUGAAUAAAAAUGUCUUGAAUGUUUAAGUGGAUAUUAUAUAUCAGAUGAUGGUACAUCUUGUUUAUCAUGUCCUAAAUCAUGUUAAAAUUGUUAUGGCUUAAACAAAUGCUCAUCUUGUGAUCCAAAUUUUGGAUUAAAAAAUGAAUAAUGUGUUAGAUGUGGAAAUUUUUGUAAAAUUUGCAAAUAUUCAAAUGAAUUUGACAUUAUGUAAUGUCUAAGUUGUAUUGACAAUUAAUUAUAUUAUUAAUCUUUAGAUGCACAAAAUUGCAAAAGAAAUUAAAUAGAAAAUUGUUUAUACGCAUUUGAAAUGUCUCCAUCUUAAUUAUUUCUUAAUUCUUUUGACUAUAAUUUUUCUCCAUAUUAUGAUAUAACAAAUACCCUAUGUGCAAAAUGUAAAGACGGCUACUAUUUUAAUGAUUAUACUAAAAUUUGUUUUAAAGGUGAAUUAGAAAAUUGCUACUAAUUUUAUGAAAAAUAUCAAUUAUUUUAUUUUGAGCAGAUUUGUAUAUUCGGUCCAUAUAAUAAAAAUACUCUUGUUUAUUCAUUUAGUGAUUAAUGCCAGAGUAUCAAAUUACAUUGUAUUGUUUGCUUAAUUGACUAAGAAACUCUAAAGACUGUUGAUUAUACAGUAGUUCGAAAGAUAGCUUCAUACAACUGUCUUGUCUGUGAAAUUGGUUAUUAUGCAGAAAAAUUAACUGGCUAUUGUUAAUUAUGUCCUUCAGAAUUACAUUGUCUAGCUUGUUAUCAAUAGAAUAAAUAUGCUAAAGAUAAUUGGAAAAAUGAGAUUCGUGCCUUUUACCGAACUUACUUUAAUUCAUUUUAAAUCGAGCAUAAAUUUACUGAAUUUGGAUUAAGUUAAGAUAAGACUGAUUAUGAGAUACUUUGUUCAAUAUGUGAAUAAGGGUAUGAAUUUCAUGCAGACAAAUGUAUUAAAGCCUGCCCUGAAUCUUGUUUAGAAUGUUUAGUAGUGAAUUAUGUAAAUGUUUGUGUUAAAUGUCCUGAAGGUUUAAAAGGAAGGAAUCGUAGCUUAAUAGAUAAUCAAUGUAUUGAAUGCCCACAAAAUUGUUAAUUGUGUAAAAAAAGAGAUGAUAGUGAAGUAUCCUCCAAUCAAUUUUAUAUCUUUCUAUUAUUGUAUAUUAUAUCAACAUUUCAAAAUAUGUAAUAAAUUAACUGUAAGUUCUAUUAAUCCACUUUUUAAUAAUAUGCAAUUUUAAUUUUACUCGUAUUAUUGUAUAUCUGGUUUUAGCGGAUAUUUANCCUAAAUCAUGUUAAAAUUGUUAUGGCUUAAACAAAUGCUCAUCUUGUGAUCCAAAUUUUGGAUUAAAAAAUGAAUAAUGUGUUAGAUGUGGAAAUUUUUGUAAAAUUUGCAAAUAUUCAAAUGAAUUUGACAUUAUGUAAUGUCUAAGUUGUAUUGACAAUUAAUUAUAUUAUUAAUCUUUAGAUGCACAAAAUUGCAAAAGAAAUUAAAUAGAAAAUUGUUUAUACGCAUUUGAAAUGUCUCCAUCUUAAUUAUUUCUUAAUUCUUUUGACUAUAAUUUUUCUCCAUAUUAUGAUAUAACAAAUACCCUAUGUGCAAAAUGUAAAGACGGCUACUAUUUUAAUGAUUAUACUAAAAUUUGUUUUAAAGGUGAAUUAGAAAAUUGCUACUAAUUUUAUGAAAAAUAUCAAUUAUUUUAUUUUGAGCAGAUUUGUAUAUUCGGUCCAUAUAAUAAAAAUACUCUUGUUUAUUCAUUUAGUGAUUAAUGCCAGAGUAUCAAAUUACAUUGUAUUGUUUGCUUAAUUGACUAAGAAACUCUAAAGACUGUUGAUUAUACAGUAGUUCGAAAGAUAGCUUCAUACAACUGUCUUGUCUGUGAAAUUGGUUAUUAUGCAGAAAAAUUAACUGGCUAUUGUUAAUUAUGUCCUUCAGAAUUACAUUGUCUAGCUUGUUAUCAAUAGAAUAAAUAUGCUAAAGAUAAUUGGAAAAAUGAGAUUCGUGCCUUUUACCGAACUUACUUUAAUUCAUUUUAAAUCGAGCAUAAAUUUACUGAAUUUGGAUUAAGUUAAGAUAAGACUGAUUAUGAGAUACUUUGUUCAAUAUGUGAAUAAGGGUAUGAAUUUCAUGCAGACAAAUGUAUUAAAGCCUGCCCUGAAUCUUGUUUAGAAUGUUUAGUAGUGAAUUAUGUAAAUGUUUGUGUUAAAUGUCCUGAAGGUUUAAAAGGAAGGAAUCGUAGCUUAAUAGAUAAUCAAUGUAUUGAAUGCCCACAAAAUUGUUAAUUGUGUAAAAAAAGAGAUGAUAGUGAAGUAUCCUCCAAUCAAUUUUAUAUCUUUCUAUUAUUGUAUAUUAUAUCAACAUUUCAAAAUAUGUAAUAAAUUAACUGUAAGUUCUAUUAAUCCACUUUUUAAUAAUAUGCAAUUUUAAUUUUACUCGUAUUAUUGUAUAUCUGGUUUUAGCGGAUAUUUAGAUGAAGAAUUAGGAUAAUAUUUAGAUUGUUAAGAUGGUCCAUGCUUAAAAUAAAUUGUAAUCAAUUUGAAUUUAUUUUGUAAUUCUGAUGAUUAUUAUCAAUAAUUGGAUUAGUUGUAAAGCGAAGAAGAUAGAAUAAGAUUUACACAGGAAAAUAUUUUAAGUGAUCAAUUAUUUUCCUCCUCUAGCUUUACAUAAGUAAAAAAUCAUUUAAACAAUUUAGUUUGAAACAAAAGAGUUUUAUUAGUUAGCUAAUGAAAAAUCAAUUAAACAAAUAUUAAUAAAGAUAUUUAGUCAACAAAGUUAAAUAUGUUAUGUUAAUAAUUUAUAACAGAUUUCAUAGAAUUUUAGUUCAAAUAUUUUUUCAGCAAUGUAUUAUUAAUUAUUAUGUAAAUUAGAGAUAUAGAACUUGAAAUUUAUGGUUAUGGAAUUACAGCAUUUAAAUAUUAAAAAUAACUAUUAUUUAUAAAUUUCAAAAGAGUACAUAUUGAAGGAGUAUAAAUUGAAAUAGAAUAUUAUUCAUUCGGACCAAAUUUAUUAAACUUUACAAGUGUUUUUGAAUAGACUAUUGAAUUGGUUGAUUUGAUAUAUUUACAAGAUUUUGAAUUGAUUACUUUUUAUGUUAUAAUGGAAAAUGCUAAGAAUGUUUUAAUACAUAAUUUCUUUUUAAAAGAUUGCAGAAGACAAUUUCCUAUUGAAGCUUUUUUAAAGAUUAAAUAAAUAUAAUCUUAAUAGACAAUUAAAAUAUUAAAUUUUUUUAUUCAAGAUAGCUAGUUUAUGAAUGUAAAUUUAUUUUAGUUUGAUCUCAAAGAAAAUGAUCAAGUAGAAAUACUAGACUUAAGGAUUGAAACAACAAUUUUCAAUCAAGCUUUAAUAUAUUAAACUAAGGGUUCAUUAUUAAUCAAUUAAAUAAGAAUUGAUUCUUGUGAAAUAUCAUCAGAAAAUGGCUUAUUUGAAAUUAGUUAAUUAAAAUAUUUUGAAUUAAAAUCCUUAGAUUUCAAAUCAAAUUUGAUUAAUUAAGGAAAAAUAUUGAAUCUUAAUAAUUAUUCAAUUUUGAAGAAAUUAAAUUUUGAAAGAAAUCAACUUUAUAAAAAUUCGUUACUAUUAUCUAAUUAAAAGGUUGAUAUUGUAUAUAUAUUAUUGGAGAAUAUUGCAUUCUAGUUAAACAUGCAUAGUGAAGAAGCUGCAUUUAUGAAAAUAACUCCAAUUAUGCAAUAAAAUUAGGAAAUAAUUAUUAAUUAAUUGUCAAUACUUGAAAAUACAUUAUUUUCAAAGCAUGAUCUAAUUAACUUUAAUAUUAUAGAUAUAGGUUUAGUCUAUUUGGAAAUAUUGUAUGUGAAAAUUGACCAAUUGAUCAUCAAGAAGGCUUAUGGUAUACCUGAUUUAGUUGUUGUAAAUGCUUAUCAUUUUAAUUUAAGUUAAAUAUAAAUAUCAUAACAUGAUAAUUAUAAAUUUAAAGGACUUUAUCAGAAUUUUGAUUGCUUUUUUAAUUCUAUUUCGGAUUAAUAUGAUAAUCUUUUAAUGAAAAUUUAGGAUGUACCAGUGAUUGAUAUAAAAUAAUUAGUGAUUUCAUCAGCAUACUCUAUUGAUUAUCCGAUAAUUGAAAUAAAAACUUUUGUAUUAACCAAAAUAACAGAAAAAAUUAUUAAUUUAUCUGAAAUACAAUUUAGUCAAAAUCUGCUAAUAGUUACUAAUAAAAUAAGUUUAGCUUCACUAUUGAAAAUUUCAUCUGAAGAAAAUUAUCAAAUAGAGAUAACAAAUUCAAUUUUUGAAAGAAAUAUCAUGCAUCAAUAUAUUUAUAUGGAUUAGAUUAAUACAGGUUUAAUUUUGUUUUUAAAUUGCAAAUCUUGUAGCUUAUUCCUUAAUAACCUAAUAGUUUAAAGUAAUAAUGUUAUAAAUUCAUCUAAUAGCAUUUUUUUUAUUUAAACCAAAAAUAUAGAAAUAGAAAAUUGCACUUUUAUGUAAAAUAGCUUAUUUGAUUAUUCAAUUUUAUAACCUCAUCUAUAUUGGGGUUAUUAGUAACAUCAAAAAAUUUUUAUUGAAUAAAUCUAAGAUCAUUUUUUUAUAAAAUCAAAAACUGGAAAUGGAAAAAUUGUCUGCUAACAAAUAAAUAUAAAGAAUCUCACUAUUACUAAUUCCACAGGUUCAGGAUUUUUAAUUUACAUAGAAAAAGAAGCUUCUAUAUUAAUCUAAGAUAUCUUCAUCAGUUUGAUAAGUUCUUUAUUUUUAGAUGAAGAUGAGAAUGGAGGGGCCUUUUUUAUAGAUGCAUCAAUAUCUGUUUCUUCAAUAAUAAUUUUAAAAAAUAUACAUGCAUCUGAUAUUCAUUUAAGAAAUAAGGGUGGCUUGCUCUAUAUUUAAAAUUUAUUAGAAACCUCUACUAUCUAAUUAUUAGAUAUUUACAUUAAUGAUGUUUAUUCUUUAAAAGGAUCUAUAUUUUAUGUUGAAUUUUCAUCAUAAGUAAAAUCAAAACAAUAAUUUAUUCUUGAUAAUUUGAUCGCAAAAAAUACGAUGUAGAGUUUUUUAAGAUUUAUGGGUAGAUUUAUUUAAGUAAAUGACUAAUUAUUAUCUGAAUUAAAAAUUGGGAGAUGCUUGUUUCAAGUUAUAUAUGGAAAAUUUGUGAGUAUGAGAUAAUUAGUUAUUUAGUCAUUUUAUUACGAGUCAUUUGCCAUUUUCACAUAAAUAUUGAGUGUUGAAAUAAUAAAUUGUAGAAUAUCAAAUUCAACAAUAUAAAAUUCAUUAAUUUCCUUUGAUUAAAUACAGAGAAAUUCUAUUGUAAGAAUUGUUGAUUUUUCAGUUAUUAAUACAUAAAUUUUGGAUCAAAUACUUAUUUAGGAAAAAUGUACUCCGUUAUAAUAAACUAUUGGAAUAUAAGAACAACAAAUAUGUUCAAAAGAUAUUAAUCUUUAGGAGUCCCCUCUUAUUUUGGAACAUAAUUAAAUCUAAGAUUAUUUAUUAUAAAGUUAUUGUUUUAUUAAUAAAAUUAAUUUACAAAAAUAACAAAUAUCCAGCCUUUUAGAUUUAAAUCCAUAAUUAUCUAAGUUAUAAUUUUCAAAAUUAGAUUUAAAAAAUAUUGAUUGCAAAAUUUGUAAAAAAGGAAUGCUUUACUUUAAUAUUUAGGAUAAUUACAGCAAAAUAACGAUGAAUUAAAUUCGUAUUUAGGAAAAUUAAUGUGGUUAAUAAAGUUGCUUGAAUAUCAUUAAAUCUACUCAAAAAUCAAGAAUUUUGUAGACCUUAUUAUAGAAUAGUAUUGAAAAAGAUUUUGACUUUAGAUUACAACAAUUUAUAUGCAUCAAAAACUAUGCUUACAAAGGUACUUGUAUUUAAAUUUAGGAUAUUGCAACUUUGAUUGAAGAUUCUCUUUUUAAAAAUAAUACAGCUGAAUCCCAAGGGGGAUCGAUUUAUGUUGGGGGGAAUGCGAGUUUUUUUAUUUUGAACUCUGUUAUUAGUCAUAACCUAGCUUAAAUUGGAGGAGGUAUGUAUCUAAAAGAUUAGAUAAGUUAAAAUUUAAUUUAAUAAGGAACUUUAGUCUAUGAUAAUUUUGGAAUUUAAUAUGGAAACAAUUUAGCAUAACUUCCAUCUUAAUUAUCAGUUUCGAUUGAUUUAUAAAAUAUUUUGCCUAAAAUCAAAAUUGUAGAGAAUAAUAAUAUUCUAAUUGAAUAGGUUCAUAUAGGACAAUAUUAACUUUUUCAUAAGACUUAUACUGAUUUAUUGUUAGUACCAAAUGGUUAAAAAUUGUCUGAAUAUUAAUUUUUUGAUUGGAAGAAAUAAGAAUAUAUCAAGUAUAAUUUUCAUUUAAGAUUAAUUCCUAAAGAUUUUUUAAAUUAUAAUUAAGAAAAUUUAGAGAAUACUUAAUGCCAAAUAAGUAGUAGGAUACUCAAUGAAGAUAAAGAUACAAAUUUUACAUAAAAUUUUACUAAUUACAAUUUAGUUACUUUUUAUAAAUAUGAUUAUAAUUUUGAUGAUAUAAUUUUUUAUUUAUAUGAUAAAUUGAAUCUUACAUUAUAACUAUAAUUUCAUUGUGAUUCUAUUUACAUACCCAUANAUUCUCCACAAUUACUUUUAAAUAAAUAAACCCAAGAAAAUUUAUACAAUAGUUAUUGUAUUAUCAAUUAAAUGAAUCAACAACAAUAAUAAAUUUUAAGCCUGAUAGAUAUUAAUUUGCAAAUAACAUUUUUAUAAGUAUCUGAACUUUAUUUAAAAAACAUAAAUUGCGAAAGCUGUAAAAAUGGGUUACUAAAUAUCAAUGUUGUGGAUAAUUUUAGCAAAAUUAUUAUGAAUUCAAUUAUCUUUUAAGAUAAUUUAUGUGGAGAAUAAAGUUGUUUGAAUGUUAUAAAAUCUGUAUCAAAAUCUAGAAUGUUAGAAUCCUUAAUCUAAAAUAUCAAAGAAAAGUAAUAUGACUUAAGAUUAGUAAACUAUAAAUGUUUAAAAAACUUUGCUUAAAAAGGUACUUGUCUUUACAUUCAAGAUGUCAAAACUUUAAUAGAAGAUUCUAUUUUCCAAAAUAAUACUGCUAAAGCAUAAGGAGGUUCAAUGUAUAUCAAUGGAUCUGAGAAUUUUUUUGUAUUGAACUCUGCAAUUUAAUAUAACAGAGCAGAAUUAGGUGGAGGAAUAUUUCUAAAGGAUUAAAUUAUUUAAAAUCUAAAUAAAUAAGGAACAUUAAUUGAUGAAAAUGUAGCAUAAUAAUUUGGUCAAGAUUUUGCUUAACUUCCCUCUUAAUUGUCUGUCUCAAUUGAUCUAGAAAAUAAAUUAUCUAAAGUAAAAAUCAUAGAGUAAGAAAAUAUUCUGAUAGAAGAAGUUAUUAUUGGAAAUUAUGAAUUAUUUAAAAAACACUAUUCUGAUGUAUUGUAUGUUCCAAAUGGAUAAGUAUUUUCUUAAUAUUAAUUUUUUGAUUACAAGAAUUAGGAAUAUACUAAAUAUCCUUUCCAUUUAAGGUUAAUCCCAUUAGAUUAAUUUAAUAAUGUUUAAGAAAAUUUAUUCAAUACUUAAUGUGAAAUAAGUGGAAGGAUACUUACAGACAAAGAAGAUUCAAUAUUUACUUAGGAUUUUACAAGUUUUGAUUAAGUCAUGUUUAAUUAAUCCGAUUAUAAUUUUGAUGAUAUCAUCUUUUACUUUGAUUUUGAUGAUAAAUUGAAUCUUACAUUAUAAUUAUAAUUUCAUUGUAAUUCCAUAUUUACCCCAAUUUAUGGUAAAAAUUAAGAAAUUUUAGGAUAUCAUAAUAACUAUUUUUUAAGAAUGAAUAUAAAAUCAUUACCUUGUUAAUUAGGUGAAAUUAAAAGUGUCUAUGAUGAUUCAUGUAUUCCUUGUAAUGCAACUUAAGGAUUGUAUUCAUUAACUAUUAAUUCUUUGAAUUGUUCUUAAAAGGAUGAUUUUUCAACAAGUGAAAUAAAAUCAGCAUAAUUAAAACUUAAACCAGGAUUUUGGAGACCUUAUUAUGAUAGUGAUUAUAUAAGUUAAUGUAUCAAUUUACUUGAUAAUUGUAAUGGUGGAUGGAUAGAAGGUGAUACAUCAUGUUAUUAAGGACAUAUUGGAGCAUUAUGUGAAGAAUGUGAUAUACACAAUUACAGAGGAUUUGGGCACUUUUCAACUAGUGCCAAAUAUACUUGUGGAUCUUGUGUUGAUAAUAAUUAAAAUAUUGCUGCUAUAACUGCAAUCAGCUUAUGGUAUAGUAUAAUAAUAACAUUUAUAGGACAUUAUUUUCAAUAUUUAUUUCUGUCAAGAGUAAUGUGUCAUUAAAUGAAAAAAUAAUUUUGAAAAAAAUAAUCUCAAUAAUAACUUAGACAAAACUUUAAUAUCAUUCUAAUUUCGGCAUCUUAGUAAAAAUGACAACUCAUCAUUUACAAAUUGUCUCUGUCAUUUUCACUUUUAAAUUUAAAUAAAUUAUAGAGGUGGGCAAUUUUAUUAAUUCAGUUAGCAAUCCAAUUCAAACAAUGACUCAUUCCCUUGAUUGUUUAUUAAAAGAUAUGUUUGAUAUUCAAAUUCAUUACUCAAGAAUAAUAUGGUAAUUAAUAAUGCCUUUUAUUUACAUCAUUUGUUUUUUCAGUUUUUAUGGAUUCAUUUUAAUAUUGAAGAAGCUUUAAUAUAGUGUAAAUGUUAUAACUACAACAUUAAUCUAUAUGUACAUAUAUGUUUAACCUUUUAUGGUGGGAGGACUGAUUUCAUUGAUAUCAUUUAGGUAAAUAUCUGGGUUCUAUUGGAUUUAAGCUAAUGUUGCUCAUAGAUAUGAUACAAAAACCCAUUACUCAUGGUUAUUUAAGUUUUGUAUGCCACUAUUAAUUAUAAUUUCUUUAAUUCUUCCCUUAUAUUUCUUAAUAUCUUUGUAUCUAAAUAAAUAAAAAUUCAAUAAAAAUAAAACAAGAUAAAAAUGGGGAUACUUAUACAAUGAAUAUAAAUUAGAAGCUUAUUACUGGGAAAUUAUAAAAAUUCUUAUAAAAUAGUUUCUUAUUAUUUUCCUCUCAUAUUAUUAAGAAUUUAUAGUGAAGAAAGGAAUACUUUUGUUAUCCUUAGUAUUUCUAUAUUAUGAACUAAGUAAAAAAUAUCGACCUUAUUCAUCAUUCAUACUCAAUAAGCUAGACGCUUAUUCAGCAAAAGUAUGUGGAAUAUCUAUUGCUGUUGGAAUUGGAAUAUUUACAGAUUAUGAAAAUGGGUCAUAUGAAAUUUAGAUACCCUAUUAUAUUAUUCUUGUUACUUUUAAUUUACAAUAUUUUAAAGAAGUCUUAAAGGAAAUAUUAUCUUCAUUUUAAAUAGAAAAUUAUGAAUUGUUUGAUUCAAUUAAAAAAUAUAUCAUCACUAAACUACCAAAAAUAUAAAAAUAUACUAUAUUCAAAAAAUUGCUAUAAGAUAGUAGUGUAUAAAAAAAUAGAAUUAAACAUAGAUAUCUUAAAAUUAAGAAAUACUUAAUGGCUUAAGCAAAAAAUAAUAUAACAAGCAGAUCUCAAAAUAAUGUAAAAAUAAUAUCAAGUAUAUCCUUGUAGUCCAAUGCCAAUUAAUAUGCAAAAUAAAGCGACCUUUGA